Molecule: messenger RNA, 1260 nt
Organism: Mercenaria mercenaria
Lineage: Eukaryota; Metazoa; Mollusca; Bivalvia; Venerida; Veneridae
Exons: 2
Coding region: 187-918 (243 amino acids)
Source: RefSeq, a predicted model, not a curated record
AUCGAUUUAAUAACGUAAUAUAUUCAACUUUAUUCAUGUAAGUGACGGAUACAUAAUUUGUUACUUUCACGCGAACGAAGACAGACAUUUAACACAGGCGAAUAGCGUUGGUGUAUUCUGGCGCUAUACACGAGGCGUAUUUACCGGAGAAUACGGAAAUGCCAGAUGUUGCACGAUUGAAAUAAUAUGUUAAAUGUUGAUCACGUGAUGAAUAGACAAUGCCCCGCCUCUACAAGUAAAAUAUGCGUGUAUGCUUGCAAUCCAUUUACCUUUUUAUUGGUGAACUACACUCUUGGUAAUAACAUCUGUUUUCUUAUUCGUUUGGAGCAGUGUUGUUUUAUUACGAUGAAACAGAUGAAUGCAGCAAGUAUUAAAGUACGCAACUACAUGACAAACAAGAAAGUCUGGGCUGUCAUUAGUAAAAGAGAAAAUGAUGUUGGACUUGAAAAAAUUCUUUCGGGAGACAAAAACCAUUCGAACGAAACAGUAUUCGUCAUAAGAAAUUUUUUUGGCAUUAGAGUGAACGCAAAUACAAUCUUAAAGCCAGGUAUGAUGAUGGUUUAUCCAAGGAGCAUAGGACAAUUCGUCAAGUAUGACAGAGGAUGUUUCAUGUGCCCAAACAAGUAUGUCUUUGCUACUGUUGCAUUUGAGGGUGAAGACGGACUUGAGUUUAAAUGGAAUAAAAUAAGGAUACGCCAAAAUAGCGAUAUUGUCAUAUCCGCAAACGAAAAUGUGAACCCAGAGACACACCCAACUAGAUUUGAAAGAUAUCUAAAAUAUGUGAUUUUUAUGUUGCCUGUACUGAUUUUCAGGGUUUAUGUGACGGAAAAACUCAGGCAGGCAUGGCAUUUUUUGAAUGAACCAUUUGGAAUUGAAAUAUCAAUAACAAACAAAAAACGAAGUGGACCUAAAAUUUAAAUCAGACCUUCACAUUUAUCAAAUAUUUGUUUUCAUGUACUAAUCUAAUAUAUCUUUUUUUUUUUUUUUGUUAUCUGAGGCCAGAUGCCGGUACUUCUGAGUAUAUUCCAGCUGAUGCUUUCUAUUUUAUUAACUUUUGAGUCAUCUUUCUGUUAAACUUUUUUCAACUUUGUCAAUUUGUUCGAUUAGCUGAAAAAUCUAUUUCCCUUAUCGAACAGACUAACCCCUUUCUGUAAAUAAAGAAUUCAUUCACAAAUAUCAGUAAUUGAUGAGCAAUAAAAUACUAUCCAUAAACGACUUUUAUUAGUAUUGUUUAUGUGGAAGAAAAAAUAAAUUACUCUC